AUGUGUAUCAAACAUUUACAGUUCUACAACUGCCCAGCCAGCCCGCGUCCUAAUGCCCCCAAGAGACGACACCGCGUCAUAGCCAACAUUCUCUGCUCGCACAUCUUCCCCUGCCCGGCCCAGCAAUGGGAGAAUCGCACCAGCUUCUACUGCUAUAUGUGCCCCGGCUGCUCGGGCGAGACCCCCGCCGUGCCCCGGGUGACCCCCUCGCACGACGAGUGGCACCGCGACGACGUCCAGGAUAACGCCUGGGCCCAGAGUUACAUGACCGAGUACUCCCACUCCGUCCUACUCUGGGUCCGGAGCAAGUUCCCUUCCAGCGAUGUCACGAAUGAGGAGAUGAGCGAGUCGUGGUUCCGGGCCUUCUUCAUGGAGCGCCGGUGCAAGGAGAACGACCACCGCGUCGGCGCUUGCUCCUGCGAGGCGAACGGCCCGCUGGCGUUCUAUUACAACCCGGCCACGGCGGCCCGCAAGCACCUCACGGAUAUGGCCGGGGAAAAGGCCGAGUCGGAUAUGCGUAUACAGAACCCUGCCAUGCAGAACCUGUUCAGAUUCCGACAUUCAGUGCUCUCUGGCUUCUGUCAAGCGCAGAAGCUCUACUUCAGGGGCGGGCUUUCUCACCAGCCUCUGUUUUCGAAUUACCUUGUCAAGAGCCGUCGCAAGACGCUGGACGAGAACAUCCGCGACCACAUGCAGCUGGCGUCGGCCUUGGUCUUGCAGAACGCAGAGUAUGGCGGCGGGUGGACUGACGCGCAUACCCUAGAGGCCAGCGCCAUGUCGAGGCGCGCCAACCUGGUCAAGUUCAUGGCAGAAGUUCUCUUGCACGACAACGGUAUCUCCAACAGCCGGUUCGGCCUCGCUGUGAAAGUGCUCUGCAGCAUCAUCAUGCCCCUGGUGUUUCGCGGUCCGUCGACCAUCCCGGGGCUGGAAAAUCUCGCCGAGAUUGCAAGCUCGACUGACAAGGCAUCGUUGCCGCAUAAACCCUUCAUGUACUUUGUCCAGCUGAUCCAGAAGUACUACCACGACCGCCGCCAAGAGUGGAACUCGGAAGUCAUCGCAUACAAGGCGAGGCGGGCCCUGAUCGAUUCUGUAGCGGAGGACGUCGACGACUGGGAAGGACCGUCGCGUCUCGAGUGUCCCGUCUGCAACAAGAAGUACUACGAUCACUCGCCGGGCGCCAUGUUCAAGCCCUUUGAUCAUGGCGCCCGCGGUUGUCAUCGCGGAGAGCCGAUCGUGCGGAUGAAGAAAUGCAAAUGUUUUAUUGGGAAACGAUGUCUCUUCCAGAAGUUGACGGAGAGUACUCUGAGGAAGAAGGAACCGGCGUGUCCCAAGUGCAAGAAGCUGCUGCCGAAAUCGGCUUUUCGGUUGAUAGAGGCGACUGCGGGAGAGUUGCUUCUAGGGUCUGCCUGA
Messenger RNA from Colletotrichum abscissum, 1410 nucleotides. RefSeq lists its product as uncharacterized. Lineage: Eukaryota; Fungi; Ascomycota; Sordariomycetes; Glomerellales; Glomerellaceae. The record is from RefSeq and is a predicted model, not a curated record. The transcript has a single exon. The coding region runs from base 1 to 1410 and encodes 469 amino acids.